GGGCCGAAAAUGGUGGAUGAAAACACACGUCUUCAAGUUUUCACGAAAUAAAAUCUCGAAUUACUCAAUAUUUGUUUCAUAUUUGGCAUUUUCGACAGUGUGUAACAAAACUUUAAAAUGGGUGUCCUCGAAAAAAUAUCGGAAAUCGAGAAAGAGAUCGCCCGAACUCAGAAAAAUAAGGCAACUGAGUACCAUUUGGGUCUACUGAAGGCCAAACUUGCCAAAUACCGAGCCCAGCUCUUGGAACCAGUUGGGAAAUCUGGAGCAAAGGGUGAAGGUUUCGAUGUAAUGAAAUCAGGCGAUGCCAGAUGUGCCUUAAUUGGAUUCCCAUCUGUAGGAAAGUCAACACUCCUGAACACGCUGACGCAUACAUUCAGUGAAUGUGCCAACUACGAGUUCACAACCUUGACCUGCAUUCCAGGCGUUAUUGAGUACAAUGGAGCAAACAUCCAGUUACUGGAUCUGCCUGGUAUUAUUGAAGGAGCUGCGUCAGGCAAGGGUCGAGGACGGCAGGUGAUAGCAGUGGCAAGAACAGCUGAUCUGGUCAUUAUGAUGCUGGAUGCCACUAAGGGUGAAGUACAAAGGAGCCUUUUAGAAAAAGAGUUGGAAGAAGUCGGUAUACGUUUAAAUCAAAGAAGGCCUAACAUAUACUUUAAAGUAAAGAAAGGUGGUGGUCUGUCCUUCAAUUCUACGAUACCGCUGACCUACUGCAAUGAAAAACUAGUUCAGCUCAUAUUACAUGAAUAUAAAAUUUUUAAUGCCGAAGUUCUGUUCAGGGAAGAUGCCACAGCGGACCAGUUUAUAGAUGUGAUAGUAGGCAACAGAGUCUACCUGAAUUGUUUAUACGUAUACAACAAAAUAGAUCAGAUAUCUAUAGAAGAGGUGGACAGAUUAGCAAGACAGCCAGACACUGUUGUCCUUAGUUGUAAUAUGAAUCUGAAUCUUGACUACCUACUGGAAAGAGUAUGGGAAUACUUAGCAUUAGUGCGAGUGUAUACAAAGAAAAGGGGAGAACAUCCUGAUUUUGAAGGUGGCCUUAUUUUACGAAGAGGAUGUACAGUUGAACAUGUGUGCCACAAUAUCCAUAGAACAUUAGUCCCGCAAUUUCGUUAUGCAUUAGUUUGGGGUCAGAGUGUCAAAUUCAACCCUCAACGAGUCGGUCUACAACAUACUAUGGGCCAUGACGAUGUCAUCCAAGUUGUGAAAAAAUAACAUCGCAGCAAAGUUGUAACUUGAAAAUGUGAGAGACUUGUAAAAUAAACGAACUACUUCAUAUAGACAUUGUACAGUAAAUUCUCGACACAGGGAGCAUUAUGUUUUUUGGUGAAUUUGUUUCGAUUCAUUUUAACUUCCCGAUUGAAGAAAACUCACAGCAUUGAAAAUAUUGCUUUAAAUUGUUCUUUCCGGAUAUCAGUUUCAGGACAUCAUACAGUGUAUUAUGUAGUGUAGGAUUGCACUUGGGAUAUGUGGUGCUGAUUCUCCAGGGUGUGAUCAGACCGCUCUCAGUGGACAUGCAUAUUUUGGUGCUAACUGUAUGCCCAAGGAUAACGUAGGCUAAAUCAAAGUAGUUUGCUGCUGGCUUAGUUAUUACCACAUUGCUUCAGGGAAAUUGUUCUUCUCAUCUUGGACAUUUGUUGGAAUGGAUAUCCGACUUAAGCUAAAUCUAUGAGGAGAAUUUCGUUUUCCCUUCCCUAUUUUUUUGAGGCAUUUUGUAAACUUCCAACUUGAUGUAUAAAAUAUGAUUUUAUUCACCUGCAGUAUUUCAGUUUUGAGUUGUGUAUUCAGUUCAAAUGUGCUAUGGACAUGACUCCUUACGGAUUUGUAUCACAGUUGAUGAUAAAGCUGUU
This is a messenger RNA of Lineus longissimus, 1847 nucleotides long. RefSeq names its product developmentally-regulated GTP-binding protein 2-like. Gene Ontology annotation, molecular function: GTPase activity; GTP binding. The coding region runs from base 118 to 1212 and encodes 364 amino acids. Gene Ontology annotation, biological process: cytoplasmic translation. The transcript is spliced from 14 exons. The record is from RefSeq and is a predicted model, not a curated record. Lineage: Eukaryota; Metazoa; Nemertea; Pilidiophora; Heteronemertea; Lineidae. Gene Ontology annotation, cellular component: cytoplasm.